CUGAUAGCGUAGAGCUUUGCUUAGCUUCCAUAGCAGCCCUUUCAUUUCUACACUGCUUUCAAAAAAAGCAUAAAAAAUUCGAUCUAAUCAAACAAAACAGAGCAGAAUCUGAUUCUGUACAGUGAUUUUCUCUUUCAAAGAAGUUCUUUUUUUUUUCCUCUUCUCUUUCAUUCCUCUGUUCCGCAUCAUUUCUGCACUGAAGUGCUCGAAUCUUCUCUAUAUAACAGUAUAAAUGGAAGGGACUGUGUUUGCCGCGGCAUUGGGUGGGAUGAAGCAUGUGAAAUCGGAACAAGGGGAAAUGCUGACUAAGCCUUUCUUGGAUGUGUGCAAGAUGAUAUUGCCUGUUAUCGAUAAGUUCGGAGCUGCUAUGGCUCUUGUGAAGUCUGAUAUUGGUGGUAAUAUAUCGAGGUUGGAUUCUAAAUAUCAAUCAAAUCCAUCUAAAUAUGAACACUUGUACAGUAUGGUGAAGGAAGAGGUUGAGGCUAAUACAGCAAAAUCAGGGUCUAGUUGUACCAAUGGUCUUCUUUGGUUGACAAGAGCAAUGGAUUUUCUGGUGGAACUGUUCCGCAACUUGCUUGUGCAUCCAGAAUGGGCAAUGUCACAAGCCUGUACAGAUUCCUAUGGCAAGACACUGAAAAAAUAUCACGGUUGGCUUGCCAGUUCAAGUUUCACUUUUGCAAUGAAGCUUGCUCCGAAUAGGAAGAAAUUCAUGGAAGUUAUUGCUGGGUCUGGUGAUGUUGCUGCUGACAUGCAGAAAUUUUGUUCUGAUUUUUCUCCAUUUUUGGAAGAGAAUCACAAAUUUCUGGCUAGUGUUCACUUGGAUGGUCUUAAAGCUUCAUAAAUGGAGAAGGGUAUUGAGAAUGGCUAUGGUUUUCUCCUCCUUUUUCUAAUUUAGAACUGUUGAACACUUUGUUGUUCCUUUAAAACCUCGAAAUACCGAUAAUAUCGGCAGGAACUUAUCUUUCUUGCCAAUCUCUUCUAUGCUAUUGCCAUCUUGAAGUUAUGCUAUGGUUUUGAUGGGAAUGCAAACCCUUUCCGACUCA
Molecule: messenger RNA, 1043 nt
Organism: Tripterygium wilfordii
Lineage: Eukaryota; Viridiplantae; Streptophyta; Magnoliopsida; Celastrales; Celastraceae
Product: glycolipid transfer protein 1-like
Exons: 7
Coding region: 233-841 (202 amino acids)
Biological process (GO): intermembrane lipid transfer; ceramide transport
Cellular component (GO): cytosol; cytoplasm; membrane
Molecular function (GO): ceramide 1-phosphate transfer activity; ceramide 1-phosphate binding
Source: RefSeq, a predicted model, not a curated record